Molecule: messenger RNA, 420 nt
Organism: Symbiodinium sp. CCMP2592
Lineage: Eukaryota; Dinophyceae; Suessiales; Symbiodiniaceae
Source: the annotation of a GenBank genome assembly
AUGGAGCUUGGGCGGGCUGGCGGGCUGGGAACCGUGUUGGAGACACGGUCCUAUACGAUUUUCCGCGUCGAGAUCAAUGCCCAGCAAGGGCACCAGCGGGGCCUGGUCAUCUUCGAAGACCAGCCCUAUGUGGGCUCCGUCAAGACGAGACAGCCUUUGCCCUUGAAUGAGGCCUUGGACAACGCAGUCUUCGGGCAACUGAUGAUGGUCGACUACAUGAUAGUCCCGCUGUCGUCAUUGUCAUUGACGUCGCCGCCGGGGACAAGGCCCGAUGAGAAGCCAAGCUUCAGGUUCUUCUCAUUGUCUGCGCCCGCGCAAUCCGUGAUACGCAAGAACCUGACGCUCCCGCCGAAGCGGACUCGGCAGGGAGAAAUCUUCUGCGUUGACCCGGCUGCUGCUCGGCCGGCAAGAGCUAUUUAA